Alternaria arborescens is the source of this 870-nucleotide messenger RNA. RefSeq lists its product as hypothetical. Lineage: Eukaryota; Fungi; Ascomycota; Dothideomycetes; Pleosporales; Pleosporaceae. The record is from RefSeq and is a predicted model, not a curated record. Gene Ontology annotation, cellular component: membrane. The transcript has a single exon. The coding region runs from base 1 to 870 and encodes 289 amino acids. Gene Ontology annotation, molecular function: lipase activity.
AUGCCCCCAACCCCAGCACCAAACCCCGACCCAAACCAAGGACUCAACCAUAUAACCAUAACCCUCUCAUCAGGCACAAUAGCGCACACAUGGAUACCCAACACCCAACCAACCGCAACUAUUGUGUUACAGCACGGUUACGCGGAAUACGCAUCCCGGUACCUACACUCGCACCACAACCUCAUCACACACUUCCUCGCCGCCGGAUACACCGUCUUCGCCAUGGACAUUUGGGGUCACGGUUCCUCCCCAGGUAAUGUUCGCGCAGUAGCUCACGUGGGAAAAGCCGUCGUUGAUCACCUUGAACUACGCGACCACGCCGUGAAGCUGGGGAAGCCAGUGAUACUGUUUGGACAUUCGCUCGGUGGCCUCAUUACUGCUGGGAGCGUAACACUGAAUUCAAAUGACACAAAGGGGGUAAUUCUCACCGGUCCCGCAUUCCCAGGUCCGUUCCCCUACGCAGCGAGAUUAGCGGUAGGCGUAGCAGCGCGCACGAUGCCAACAGCUUCUAUACCGGGUCGCCACGUCGACAUCUCAGGCCUUACACGGUGUAGACCUGAGAUUGAAAAGUAUCUGGCUGAUCCGUUGUUUUCGAAGAAGGCAAUCUGCUUCUUGACUGCUGCUACGGCUGUGGAUGUUACGGAUGCUGUCAUGGCGAAAGUGGGAGAUUGGACUGUGCCGACGAUGGUGCUGCAUGGGAAUGCAGAUACGUAUUGUGAUUGGAGGGGCAGUGAGAGGUUUGUGCAGGCGAUAAGAAGUGAGGAUAAAGAAUUCGGUGUUUAUGCAGGGGGAAGGCAUGAGCUGUUACAUGAUGAGUGUGGGGAUGAGGUUCUGCUGAAGGUAUUGGGAUGGGUGCAGAAACAUGUUUAG